Messenger RNA from Coccomyxa subellipsoidea C-169, 4080 nucleotides. RefSeq lists its product as hypothetical. Bases 1 to 4080 code for a protein of 1359 amino acids. Lineage: Eukaryota; Viridiplantae; Chlorophyta; Trebouxiophyceae; Coccomyxaceae. The record is from RefSeq and is a predicted model, not a curated record. The transcript is spliced from 19 exons.
AUGCAACGGAGAGGGCCCUUCGCGGCUCUGCUUUUUGCAGCGCAAUGUGUCAGCUUUUGCCUGCUCUUCGCUGAGGCCGACGCUUUGCAUGUGCCUCGCAGGGACGAGCUCCUCACAAACUGCAAGGAGGCCACGAAGAUCAGCCCCACCCCCUGGUGUUUCACCGCCGACUACAACAAGCGCCGUGCUUGCACUGCUGAGGCCGGCGCCACCCGCCCCCUCUCCUGGUUCCUGGCAGCCAAGAUGGCGACAGACGGCAAGCCGGGCAGCCUCUGUUCGAUGUCCGGCGGCCCGGUGGCGGGCUACAACAUGAGCGCGUGCACGCAGCAGCUGGUGUGCGCGCCCAUGAAGAGCGGCAAGCUCGUCGGCACCGGCAUCGGCUUCUGCAACCUCACAGCCCCCGGCCAAUCGUACGAGGUGGCCCUCGACACGCGGCCGCAGUUCCUGACCAACGGCCUGGAGCCAGUGAUGACCCCCGCGGCGCAGGCCAAGACCGUGAACAACGACAACACCGGCUCCACUGUGGGCGCUGUCAACGGCCUGCAGGACGUUCUGGUGUACACCAGGGUCACCACCCAGGGCACCCCCUGCAAGCUGCCCCUCGUCUACAAGGGAGCGCUGCUCACCGACUGCAUCGACGUGAAGGGCCAGUCCUCCUGCUUCACCGACAACCUGCAGACGCUGCAGCCCUGCAAGGCGCUGGAGGCCGGCAAGGUGGCAGACACGCAGCCGCUCUCAGACCUGCUCGCCGACGGCACCGCCGCGGCCGGCUCCCAUGGCGACGUCUGCAAGCUCUACGCUGACGCCGGUGCCAACAUUGGCGCCCUGAAUGUCUCCUCCUGUGCCGACAAGCUGGCCUGCACCCCUCUCCAGGUGGCUCCCCUGGUCGGCUCGGGCUUUGGCUACUGCGCCAACGCGACGGGCAACACCACUGGUGAGGUGGACGCUGCCCUGCCGUCCUCGGCCGGGGGCGUUGCCUCCCUCUCCAAGUACAACGUGGUCCCCAGGACAACCAUCAUCAACGAGAAGUGCCGCCUGCCCGUCGUCUGGGGGGACAGCCUCCUGCUGGACUGCGUGCCUUUGAGCUCGGGCAGCAAAGUGCCUGAGUGCUUUGUGGAGGGUCUGAGUGUGGUGGACGAGUGCAAGCCCUCCAGCGCAGCCCCCUCCUCCCUCAAAGCCAUGCUGGACGCCGCCAAUGGCACUGACCGCAAAGCCGGCUCCCUCUGCUUCAUGUCCAACCCCGCCGGCAAGGCGUGCGAGGGCGAGUUGUCGUGCAUGCCGCUGACGGGCCCGAUGGCGGGCGCGGGCGUGGGCCACUGCACCAACAACGACACCGUCAAGGGCCGCGAUGCCGCCAAGGAGUACUACGUCGCCAAGCGCCAUACAGUCAGCGGCGUUCCCUGCCGCCUGCCCAUGGUUGCCGGGGGAAACCUGCUGCUGGACUGCACCAAGUCAAACGGCAAGGAGGUGUGCUUCACAGAGGGCUCCGAGACGCCCGAGGAGUGCGCGCCCGAUGCCAAACCCGUCACCGCCGCCCUCUCCUCCCUCAUGAAUGCCGGCCAGGCAAUGGACGGGAUGAAGAACAGCAUGUGCACGGACACGGAUCGCUUCCGCGGCAAGAAGGUGGGCUGCAACACGCCGCUGGCCUGCGAGGCCAUGAUCGGGCCGCUGCUGCACUCGGGGUACGGCUACUGCACCGACCUCAACAUCGGCAAGUUUGGCAUGACCGCCGCCAUGCGCGCCUCCAAGGUUGCCCAGCGCCGCACAGUCAACGGCGUCCCCUGCCGCCUGCCCCUCAUGUACAAUGGGCAGUUCCAGCAGGACUGCACCAAGUCGGCGGACGGCAGGACAGAGCAGUGCUUUGUGGCGGGGCAGACCGCGGCUCAGACCUGCGACCCCCAGCCCUUUGGCGACCCCGUCAAGCUCCCCAUUCUCAUGGCGGCCGGCCAGGCGGGUGACGGCGACCUGAACUCGAUGUGCGCGCUGCCGCGCAACCGCAGCGGCAAGAGCGACUGCAACGAGCCGCUGUGGUGCACGGCCUCGGACGUCCCCCCCCUGCAUGGCUCCGGCUACGGGUCCUGCGCUAAGCAGCGCCCCGUGGCCCCCGCCGCCCCCGCCAUCACUGCCAAUGCGCAGCCCAAGGCAGCCAUGGCUCCGGCGUCCCCGCUCGACGGCUUUGAGGUCGCCAUUCGCUCCACCCGCGAAGGCGCCUCCUGCCGCCUGCCCCUCAUCUACAAGGGCAACCUGAUCCUGGACUGCCGGGACUUCAACAGCUCCGGCGUGGAGCAGUGCUUCACCAAGGGAUCCUCGGAGGCCAAGCCCUGCAAGCCCGCGGCCAGCGGCACGGUGUACCCGCGCCUCACGGACGCGCUCGCCAACGGCACUGUCAUUGACGGCGAUGAGGGCAGCCUGUGCGUGCUCAACCCCGGCCCCGGCCGCACCGCCCCGGGCAACAGGUCCCCGUACAUCCCCGCGUCCGCCGGCGGCGGCGGCUGCAACCUCGGCCUCAACUGCCUCUCCCUCAGGGGUCCUAUUGACGGCUCUGGCUAUGGGUACUGCGCGCUGACGCUGGACGGUCAGACUCCGGUGAGGACGGGCAACGUGGCGGGCGGUCUGGUUGGCGUGCGCGUCGCCGAGCGCCGCACCGUCGACGGCACCAAGUGCCGCCUGCCCGUCGUCUACCAGGGCGAGCUGAUCACAAACUGCCGCAGCCUGGACGGCUCGUCGCCGUCGCAGUGCUUUGUGGAGGGCCUGGUAACGGUGCAGGACUGCGCCGACACGCGCAACUACCCGACCGAGCUCAUCUCCACGCUCCUCUCGACCGGCAAGGGCGCCGAUGGCCAGGACGGCUCCCUCUGCACCACCAUGCUCUCCUCCGGCACCCCCUCCAACUCCAAAGUGCUGCCCUGCAAGAUCCCCUUUACGUGCCUGCCGCUGCAAGCCGGCGGCGACGCCGGGUCGGGCAACGGUUACUGCACCUUCCUGGGCCAGCAGCCGCACGACGGCGCAGCCGCCAUCCAGGUCUCUAACCGCGUGGCGGAAGGCGGCGUUCCCUGCCGGCUCCCUGUUGUCUACAAGGGUGAGCUGUUGACUGGGUGCGUGCCGGUGAACGGCGUGGACAAGUGCUUCACGGGGGACUUGGCAGCCGGGCCCGCGACGUGCGCCAAGGCCGUCGGCGGCUACAACCUGACCUCCUUCGCCGGGCUGCUGGCGCAGGGCAAGGGCGCCGAUGGCCGCGAAGGCUCCCUCUGUGACCCCAAGGCGUCUGGAUCGGCGAUGCUGGGGUGCAACAAGGGCCUGUCGUGCGUGCCAAUGAGCAAGGGCCCGCUGGCGACGGCCAAGUUCGGGUCGUGCCUGGGAGGGGAGGAGGCCAAGAAGGCGCUGGCCGCCAUCGGCUCCGCCGCGCCAGCGCCGAUCAAGGCGCCCGAGUGCGGCCCCGCCUGCAUCGCCGGCGCAGCCGUCGGAGGCGCGCUGCUUGCGGCACUACUCGUUUCAGGAGCCUGGUGGUUCAGCGUCCGCCGCACACGCGCAAAGCGCAAGUCCAUGUUCUCCAAGUUUGACGACGCCGAGUUCGCGGACGUGGCCGCCGCGUUCGGCGAAGGCGCGGCCAAGCCGAAGCCCAAGACCGUAUCCAUCGCUCCUGCGCGCUCCUCGGACGGCAUCGGCGCAUCCCCGGUCCACAAGUCCGCGCUCCCAAUCCCCGCUACCCGCCCGCCGCGGCCGGCCGCCUCCAGGCCUUCGCCGUCGUCGGCCGGUAAAAAGCCGGCGGCGGCCGGCGGCGACGGCAGCGGCAACACCCCAGCAUCGCUGAUCGGGCCGAAUCUGAGCGCGCUGGCGUCGCCGCGGUCCUCCAACCUCACGGACUCGUCACCGUUCGCGCAGACGCUCGAGCGCAAGAGCUCGGCUGCGUCCGCGCGCUUGGGUGAGGCCGAAGAGAUUCCCAGCCCGGCCGGCCGCGGCGGCGCGCGGUCGCGGCAAAGUGCCUCGACGGCGCCCAGCGCGGAUGAGGAGGCCGUGGGGGCAUCUGGGGACUCUUCCUCGUCCAUGCGAUCAAAUGCAGCCCUCAUGAAGAAGGACUGA